This is a messenger RNA of Lolium rigidum, 2061 nucleotides long. Its product is annotated as F-box/FBD/LRR-repeat protein At2g04230-like. The transcript has 3 exons. The coding region runs from base 1 to 1878 and encodes 625 amino acids. The record is from RefSeq and is a predicted model, not a curated record. NCBI's taxonomy places the organism in Eukaryota, Viridiplantae, Streptophyta, Magnoliopsida, Poales, Poaceae. Gene Ontology annotation, molecular function: protein binding.
AUGGAGGCCGCCGUGGCGGCAUUGGAGGCAGCCGCGAAGAGGACUGCUCGAGCGGCAACAGCUGCGAAAGAGGCUGCGGUGGCGGCCUCGGCUGCUGCGACGGAGGCUGCAGGGGUGGCCUCGGCUGCGAAGGAGGCUGUUGCGGCGGCCUUGGCUACUGCAGAGCAGGCGGCGGCGGCAUCGUCGAGAGCGAAAGAGUUCGCGAUGGCGGCGGAGGCUGCCGCGAAAGAGUCGGCAGCUGAUGCAGCGGCGACCGCGGAGGAGCUGGCGGCGGCGAUGCGCUAUUCUAAGAAGCGUAGAUUCCAUCACGGCGGGAGUGGCGGCGGCAACCCCGAUGACGGGAGAAACCUUGAUCUCGUCAGCGCCUCUCCGACAAGGUCCUCGGCAGCAUCAUCGACCUGCUUCUGGAAGGAGCCGGCAGCUGCUGUAGCGGCGACCGCGAAGGAGCCGGCGGUGGAAACGCGCUAUUCUAAGAAGCCUAGAUUCCAUCAGAUCGACAACGGAGGGAGUGGCGGCGGCGGCAACUGCGAUGACGGGGGAAACCUCGAUCUCAUCAGCGCCCUCCCCGACGAGGUCCUCGGCAGCAUCAUCACCCUCCUCCCCACCGAGGACGGCGCCCGCACACAGGCCAUCUCUCGGCGGUGGCUUCCCCUCUGGCGCUCUGCUCCACUUAACCUUGUGGUUAAUUUUGAAAUGGGGUUGAAGCAAGCCAAGAUCAUCGGCUCGGUCUCGAACACGAAUAGCAAGCUCGUGGCCUCGGUCUCGAAGAUCCUCUCUGAGCACCGUGGCCCUGCCCGCCGCUUAUCGCUCAAGUUGAUCUGCGCAACCGAUAUCCCCGUGUGGGGCUGGGAGCGCAAGAUUGAGGAAUGGCUUCGCUCUCAAGCCCUCGACGGCUUACAGGAGCUCGAUUUCAACGAAAUUUCGGGCAUGCCCCUCUCCGUGUUCCGCUUCGCUCCCACACUCCGCUUCGCCAGAUUCAUCGUUUGCGGUUUCCCCAAAUCGAUUUCAACGCUGUGUCUGAAUUUCCCGUGCCUCAAGCAGCUCACCAUGUACGGGGUCUCCAUCACGGAGGAUGGUCUGCACAGCAUGCUCUCGGGUUGCACUGCCUUGGAAAGCCUUGAGCUGAAGCAAAUUUAUGGCAUAGGUGGUCUCUGCAUCAGCUCCCAAACUCUUAGGAGCUUUGCCUUCCACCGUGAUUACAGACAGAAUAUUUUGCAUCUAGUCAUUAAGGAUGCCCCUUCUCUAGAAAGAUUGCUACCGUUAAAUCCAUGCAGUGGUCGAGUGGCCAUCCAGGUAAUUUGGGCACCUAAACUGGAGAUAUUGGGUUUGCUAUCUAAAGACUUAUACAAAGUCCAGUUUGGAACAACGAUUUUUCGGAACAUGAUCGCUGUCAGCUUAACAACCAAAAUUGAAACCAUGAAGGUUUUGGUUCUCGACUCCAUUGGCCCUAGUCUGGAUGCAGUUGUUGACUUCCUCAAGUGCUUCCCCUGCUUGGUGAGGCUGUAUGUCAUUUCACAUCCAACAAAGGAUAUGGAUAACGCGAGGAAGUAUGACCCUUUGGAUCCAAUCGAAUGCCUUGAGCACCAUCUAAAAAAAGUGGUGUUAAUGAAUUACGAUGGCAACAAGAGGCCAUCUGUUGACUUCGCCAAGUUCUUUGUUCUGAAUACUAAAUUCCUAAAAGAAAUGGAAAUCGAAGUUCUUAACAACCGAAACGACAAAUGGAUGGCUAAUCAUCGCAAGCAGCUAUGUGUGGAAAAAAGAGCUUCUCGAGAUGCCCGAAUUGAACUGAAAAUCAGUACUAAGAAAUCCAACAUACUCAGCAUGGAUACCCAUGAUUUGUCAAUGUUUGAUCCCUUUAGCAGCAGGGCCUUUCGUUGAUAAUACAAGUGUAGUUGAUGCCCAUUCCCAAGAUUGUGAUGUUUUGUUGAAAGCACAAUAUUAUGAUCAACUCAAGAUUAAACCAGGAUUGAGGAGGUGAUGUAACUAGUUUAUAAGCUCGGGCAUCAAAUCGAAUCCUGGAAAGUGUAAGCUGCUAACAGAAGACUAGUUUAAGCUCCUUAG